Molecule: messenger RNA, 1562 nt
Organism: Tigriopus californicus
Lineage: Eukaryota; Metazoa; Arthropoda; Copepoda; Harpacticoida; Harpacticidae
Exons: 4
Coding region: 116-1150 (344 amino acids)
Source: RefSeq, a predicted model, not a curated record
CCAUGAUUAAGUCAAUAAGGCCGCCUGACGCGGUCCAGACUAUAAUUGCCUAAUCGUUUGAUACAAAUGAAACCACUCGACAAGUCCGUCGAAAGAGGCUCGUGGGACAACAACCAUGUCUACUUUAGCACGGUUUAUUUUGGCUUUCGAGGUUUUAGGGAUAUGCCAAGCUGUCUGCCCGCCAACGGGAGGAGUCACAACCGUGAUAAACGACGUCCAUUAUUGGGUUCCUCCGAAACAAACGACAUUUCAAGAGGGCAACGAUCUUUGUCAAGAGAACGGAAUGACCUUGGCCAGUGUAACAACUUCGGCCAAGGUCAAUCAAGUUCUACAAGCCGCAUCGGGUCCGGGAAGUUAUUGGGUGGGAAUCUACAAUCCCAAUCAUGAUUGGCUUGAGUGCCAAAAUGAAGGGUGCCAAUCUCGAUUGUUUACUGUCUAUGGGCUAGUUUUGAACUAUUACGGUUUGAACGUCCCAAUUGUUGUUAAAAAAAACUACAAAUGCCUUGAGCUAAGCCAGAAUUCGUCCUUAUUAUCUCAAGACUGUCAAGCACUUCUUCAACCAAUUUGCGAGGUCGAUUGCUCUCCUAAAGAUCCAUGCAACCAGCCCCACCCAGAUAUGUAUCCCUUGCACGGACGAUGGGUUCUCAACUUUCUCAUCACCAACAAUAAUGGGAAAUCAUUUGACGACAUCAAAGCCACUUGUCAAAGCCAGAAUUCCCAAGUUACUUUCAUCAAAGAGGUCAGAGAUUUGUGGAACCCUGACUGGCUUGCCAAGCAUAAAGGAGGCCCUCACAAUGAAAUUUACAUUGGGUUGGAUCCAAGCAGCUUGCCAAAAGCUUGCACAGAAAGAGAGUGGAUCGACACCUGUGAGGGCUUGCGAUGGUUGGAUGGCACACCUUAUGAUAGGAAUGUGGUUUCUUGGGGAGUAGAGACCAAUGGGCUGGCCUCAGUGGGCUGCUUCAUUGUGACCAAUUCCAGCACGGGCCGAAAAUACAUCAAGGGAGUGAACGAUUGUCAGGUGCAAAGAUCCAGCUCUUGUGUUAGUGACUGCAUGUAUACCAGGUGCCCGAUUUCACGCGAUAUUGAGAACGGCAACAGCGAUCGGGAUAGGUACCGGCAUGUCCAAAAAGACAAGAUCAGGUUUGUAUGAAUGGCGUUUGGUUUAAAUUGGGUAUUACUUUUAAUGUGGCUUUCCAUAAUUACAAUGACUAGUGCGUUUCCGACGAUCAAAAGAUAUUGGACAUGUUUCCGUUUGAUAGGGACUUAUGAGCUUCUCGAGCUGAUGUAAAAUUGCAAAAACUGUCAACGACAUGCGGAUUAUUUUACUUGUUGGAUAUGAUUGGUACUACAAUCAAUUUAAUGAUUUUAGCUCAUAUGAAAUAUGCAUCCUAAUGCCUUUUGAUUAACGUUGGGUUUAUAGUUGUGUGGACUGCGAACGGAAGCAAAUAUUGCUUAGCGUAUACUUUAUAUGAAAUAAGCAUUUCACUGGAUCUUAAGAUGUUGUCAAAUAAAUGAACUUGGCCAUGUUUGAGCCCAAAGCCUUGCUUCGGGUACUCAGGAGA